GAUACUGCUGCGGUGAGCAGUUACCAUACUACGUAGCGAACGAGCGGGUACACUUGUUUUCAAACAUAACCUCGUUUUCAUUCAUUUCCUUAUUAUAGGAAGCACGUGCGCAAAAAUGGCUAAAUCGUUGCGUAGUAAGUGGAGAAGAAAAUGCAGGGCGGUCAAAAGAGAACGUUACGCGGCAAAGGAAUUAGACAGAUUAAAAAAGACUCUCGGAGUUAACGAGAAUACCUCCAAGGAUGUGGAAAUGACCGAUAUUUCUGAGAUCGCUACCGUUGUCGAUGCGAAGAAGGUGAAGGCAGAUGUUAAGGCUAAGCAAGCCAAGGAUGCACAGUCUGAUUCUGCAGACGCAAGCGAACACAUGGAACUGGACAAUGAGAGAAUAUACAAUAAGAAGACUUUGCGUGAUCAAUUUGGCAACUACCCUGUGUGGAUGAGCCACAGAAAAAUAAUGAAGCAUAAAAAGGGCAGGGCAAAGUCGCAGAAAGCAACUAAGAAGACAGACAAGAGACUCACCAGGCGGCAGAAGAAGACAAUAAAACAGAAAAAUUAAUUUGUAUGUUACUUAGUAACUUCUAAGUAUCGUUAAAAUUUUGUAUAUGAAUAAUAAAAACCGAUCGUGUUAUUGAUAGUUUAAUAUAUAACUGUGGACAGUUAUGCUGCAUAAAUUCAAAAGUUUAAAGUCAAUUGUCUUUUACUGCACUGAAAACUAUUGAUAUGUAAUAGUUUUUACAUUCCUUUGUGCUGUAGAUCAGUAUAAGGCUGAUUAUGACAACGUAACAAAACUACAUUAAUUUAACAAAUCCAUAUGAUAUUACGCCUACAACAAAGCGAAAAAGCAACAUGGCUCGUGGCUUGUACACAAUAGAUUAAUAAAAGGCCACCUUAA
This is a messenger RNA of Ooceraea biroi (clonal raider ant), 889 nucleotides long. RefSeq names its product protein LLP homolog. Gene Ontology annotation, cellular component: nucleolus. Lineage: Eukaryota; Metazoa; Arthropoda; Insecta; Hymenoptera; Formicidae. Gene Ontology annotation, biological process: dendrite extension. The record is from RefSeq and is a predicted model, not a curated record. Gene Ontology annotation, molecular function: RNA binding.